Molecule: messenger RNA, 2672 nt
Organism: Dichomitus squalens LYAD-421 SS1
Lineage: Eukaryota; Fungi; Basidiomycota; Agaricomycetes; Polyporales; Polyporaceae
Product: TrkH-domain-containing protein
Exons: 20
Coding region: 125-2545 (806 amino acids)
Biological process (GO): intracellular potassium ion homeostasis; potassium ion import across plasma membrane
Cellular component (GO): plasma membrane
Molecular function (GO): high-affinity potassium ion transmembrane transporter activity
Source: RefSeq, a predicted model, not a curated record
UGGCUCAAGACACACAUUCGCUCAUUCUAUCCGCUGCAUCCAUAUACCUCCACUGUUCUGCACGACUUGUCAUCUCUUAACUGGUCUUGCUUUUCGCGCGAUCGCCUCUGACAGCAGUCGUUGUAUGGCCAUUCUCGACUCGCUCAGGGACCACUACGCACAAGUUCGACAGUGGAUCGAAGAUGAAGUCAACUUCUUCCGUCUGCACCUCGUAUACUUCACAUUCGUGCCUCUGAUUGCUGCUGGGAUAUUCUAUGGUGCCAAUGGAGAGUUCCAUAUACCAUUCAUCGAUGCUCUGUUCUUGUGCUAUUCCGCACUCACCGUGACCGGGCUAUCCACCGUCAACCUAAGCACCCUUACCGUCUUUCAACAAGCCAUCUUGUUUGUCUUGAUGAUCGGAGGCGAUGUAACCAUAGUCGCAUGGGUAAUGGUUCUGGUGCGCUUGCGCUACUUCCGGGCGCAUAUCAUCGAAACGCACCGCAAGAAGACCAUAUUCCAGUCCUUCCGGGAUCGCGUAGGAGUUAUUGUCUCCGGUGUAGGCAAAUCCACUCCUGCUCGGCACCCAGAGGACGGGACGGAGAAGCACGAAACCUAUGGCAGCCACGGAAUCCAAGCCUCGGACGGUAUCGGCGCUGCGCUCGCUGCAGGCGGGGCCACCGGGCUUGGGCUAGGCAUAGCGCUCGGGGCAGGCGACGAUCAAAUGGAGAAGGCGCACGCAGCGCAACUUGAGAGCGCGUGGAACGAUUCACACUCGAUACGGAUCGAGGUCAACUCCCCGAGGUCGACCGCUCGCGCGUCGCCCUCGGAGGACUUCAUGACGCAUGUAGGCACUGAGGAGCACGAGAGAGGUAUCGUUGCGGACGUACACUCGUUCACAUCGUCCCCGCGCUCCGGGGCCAUUCCCUUGCAAUCACCUAUCUCGCCCCCAGUACAGCGUAUGCAUUUUGCUGCCGGUGUGCAGGAUGUUCCGAGCGGGAACAUGAGGAGAAGACCUGGCGUUCCCGUGCCGCGCCGGCGUACGAUCAUCGUUCCGCCCAAGAUGGAGUACGCGCCGAACGGACAGCUCGUUCUCGGUCAGCGUGAGAAGGAUCAGGGACUUGGUGGAUUCCCCGGGCCCUUCAUUCUGGGGAGACGCCUAGCAAGACGUUACUUCCCUACUCUCUAUCGCAAGCUUUCGACGCUGGUGCAUGUGGAGCCACGGCCUGCUCGGAAGGGAAAGCUGAAAUGGCUGAGCGAAGGUCUCAGUGACCUGGUCAUCGGGCGUAACUCGGAGUUCAACACCGAUGAGCUCUCUGAUGAGCAGCUGGAGGAGCUCGGUGGUAUCGAAUACCGCGCGUUGCGCAUGCUGAACUGGAUCGUAAUAUCGUAUUUCAUCGGCACGCAACUGGUCUCGUUUACCUUGUUCGCGCCCUGGUUAUCAACGACGCAUGCCUACGAUAACGUAUUCAACAGCCAGUUCCGCCUCGUGAAUAAGUCAUGGUUCGCAAUUUUCCAGGUUGUUGGCUCGUAUACUGGCGGAGGGAUGAGUUUGGUUGAUGCGGGGAUGGUACCCUUCCAGAAGGCGUACCUCAUGAUCUUUGGCAUGAUGUUUGCUAUCUUGGCGGGAAAUCAUGGACUGCCCAUCUUCUUGCGGUUGAUCAUUUGGAUAUGCACCAAGGUUGUCAAAGAUGGAGGAACCAAUGAUCAAGUGCUUCAUUUUCUGCUCGAUCAUCCUAGAAGAUGCUUCCUGUACCUGUUUCCCUCCCAUGUCACCUGGUUCCUCGUCGUUGUCUUGAUAUUGCUCACUGCUAUUGAAUGGGCAGCGUUCAUUGUCCUCAACAUCGGCUUGGAUGUGACAUCCUCCCUGUCUGCGGGUGUCCGUGCACUGGCGGGCCUUUUUCAAUCAUUUGCUAUCCGCGCGUCCGGCUUCGCCAUCGUAUCUCUUGCGUCUACUGCCCCAUCAUUCCAGUUCCUAUGUGUCAUCAUGAUGUACAUCGCUAUCUACCCCGUUGCGCUUAGUAUCCGUUCGACCAAUGUAUAUGAGGAGAAGAGUCUCGGCGUUUUUGAGCCUCCCGAAGUCGAUGAGGAUGAAGAGCCAAAUCUUGAUGAGAAACAACCGCGCCGGGAACGCAUCGGCAAGUAUUUUGGAUGGCACCUACGCCGUCAAUUGGCCUUCGACAUAUGGUGGCUUGUUUCUGGCAUCUUCCUUAUCUGUAUUAUCGAACGUACAAAGAUCAUGGACGACGUCAACGCGCCGUGGUUUAACGUCUUCCGGAUAGUAUUCGAGCUGGUCUCCGCUUUUGGCGGGAUCGGCCUGACGUUAGGAAUUCCGACGGAGAAUUUCUCGUUCUGCGGCGCGUUUGGGCCGUUAUCGAAACUGGUGGUCAUCAUCAUCAUGGUGCGCGGCAGACACCGCGGUCUUCCUGUCGCAAUAGACCGAGCGAUUUUGCUGCCUGAAGAGCUUGUCCCAGCUAAUCAUGCAGCCUCGAGUCAAGCCGUCGCCAACUCAGCAACUCCCCUUCCAUUAGAUCAAGUGGGGGAGAAGGAGACUGGAGCGAAGACUUGAUGACUGCUUUGCUGACAUAUUUCUUAGUUAAUGAUGCAUGACGUCCCUAGACUUACACUAUUUUCGCUACCCAUCCUAGAAUUACGGGUACGCGCUCAGGACUGGAGGAUUUAUCGUAAUGACCGAU